AUGACGCCCGGCAAACAUUCCCGAGCCUCAGCCAGAGCCGCUAACGCCGAGGGUUGGGGACAGGGACUCCAGAAGCAGCCAGGGAAGGGGUGGCCCACCACUCCACAGCCUGUCGCAACCAUGCCUAUCUCUCCAGCAAACAGCCGCAAGCAACAGAACCUCUGGUUGAGCACUGGCCCACAGCCAAAGAAGUCUAUUAGUUUUAUCAGCACAGUAAAAGGAACCCAAACAAAAGGAUAUAGUGGUGCAAACCAAAGCAGAAUGGCUCUGUCAAAAACCUUGACAAUUGCACCUGAGAUAAAAGCAGAAAAAAUGAGUAUUUCCACCCCAAGGACAGUCAUACAGGUAAUUGAUGCACAUGGAGUUGAUGUCACUCCCCGACCUCUUUACCAUCCAGAUCCACAUACAGGUACAGCAAAGCCAAAUAAACUACUGACAUCACGAGAAGGAUCAUUUGCAGCAGAAUUUAUAUCUUCUUAUAGCCUUUAUCAGAAUACAUUAAAUCCUAGUAUGUUAGGGCACUUUACAAGGUCAGUUUUAGGAAGCAGUAUAGUUUCUAAGUCAAGUGUAUCUACUACUGAAUCAAUAGCAGAAGACCUAGAAGAACCAUCCUAUAAACGAGAAAAAUUGACUAGUUUUACAGAUUUACGAGUUAUGAGGGCAACACCUGGAAAAAUUGUAACAAAAGAAGACCUAGAAAAGACUAUAGAGAUAAUACUCACAGAGACGGAAACACUAAGAUUUUUUAACCUACCAACAGUCAUGGUUUCUGUAGAAUCUGAAGAAGCUAUGAAAGUAAGGCGGAGAAACAAGAAUUAUGAGACCCUUUGUAGAAAUAGAUUAGGCAAUGACUUAUAUGCUGAAAGGAUGAUGCAGACUAUUAAUGGAGCACCAAAGAAUAAAGAUGUUCAGUGUGACAAAAUCGUAAAAGAAGACAAAGGUAUAAUGUCCACUACUUGGGAUUUGCAUGAUUCUUACAUUGCUAUGGAGCUUUCAUCUUUACCAGCAAAACAAUCUAUCCUUGAUUCAUGUGGUAAAGCAAAUGUACCUUCUAAAGAUCGAGAGCAAAGAGUGCCAGGGAGUACUACAGAAAAAGAUAGUGAAGCUAGUUCUUUAAUGGAUAUAGAAAAUGUAAUUUUGACUAAAGUCCAUGAUGAUGAAGUAGACCACUCAGAGACAAUAUUGAAAUCUGACAAGUUUCAUCAGGAUUUAUUUUUUAUGGAACGAGUUCUAAUGGAAAAUAUAUUUCAACCAAAACUUGCAGCUUAUCGUCAGCUUCCUAUUUUAAAAGAACCAGAACCUGAAAAACCUGAAGACUUUCAAGAAGGUGAAAAACUUGAAAAGACAGAGGAAGAGGGUCAGAAGGAAGAGGAAGAAGAAAUAGAAAUAAGUACAGGACAAUCAACAAUACCAGCCAAUUUAGAACGACUUUGGUCCUUUUCCUGUGACUUAACCAAAGGCCUUAAUGUGAGCAGCCUUGCCUGGAAUAGAAGAAAUCCUGACCUUUUGGCUGUUGGCUAUGGGCACUUUGGAUUUAGAGAGCAAAAAAGAGGAUUGGCUUGCUGCUGGUCAAUAAAGAAUCCUAUGUGGCCAGAACGUAUUUAUCAGAGUCCAUAUGGAGUUACUGCUGUGGAUUUCUCCAUUGGAGCACCUAAUCUUUUAGCAGUUGGCUAUCACAAUGGUACCAUUGCAAUUUAUAAUGUACAGAGCAACAGUAAUGUUCCUGUUCUGGAUAGUAGUGAAUCACCUCAAAAACAUUUGGGACCUGUAUGGCAACUACAGUGGAUAGAACAAGAUCGAGGGACAACAGGGGAUGACAAAAGAGAAAUACUAGUUUCUAUAUCAGCAGAUGGAAGAAUCUCCAAAUGGGUUAUACGGAAAGGACUGGACUGCCAUGAUUUGAUGCGUUUGAAGCGAACUACUUCUAGCAGCAGCAAAAAAGGAGGGGAAAAAGAAAAGAAAGGUGAAGCUCUGAUAUCUCGACAGGCCCCUGGAAUGUGUUUCGCUUUUCAUCCUAAGGAUACAAAUAUCUAUUUGGCUGGGACCGAGGAGGGUCAUAUUCACAAAUGUUCUUGUUCGUAUAAUGAACAAUACCUAGAAACCUACAGAGGACAUAAGGGUCCAGUGUAUAAAAUAGCAUGGAAUCCAUUUUGUCAUGAUGUGUUCUUAAGCUGUUCUGCAGAUUGGGGUGUUAUUAUAUGGCAACAGGAGAAUCCCAAGCCAUUUUUGAGUUUUUAUCCAACUACUUAUGUUGUUUAUGAUGUUGCCUGGUCUCCAAAAUCAGCCUAUAUAUUUGCAGCCGCAAACGAGAGCAGAGUAGAGAUUUGGCACCUUCACAUCAGCACUUUGGAUCCUCUGAUUGUGCAUGUUGCUAACCCCGGAAUCAAGUUCACAACUGUCCUCUUUGCCAAACAAACAGAUUGCCUUCUGGUGGGUGACAGUGAUGGACAGGUUGGUGUGUAUGAACUGAGAAAUAUGCCUGCUGCUUUGGAUUCUGGCCGGGGAGAUGUAAUAGAUAUUUUGAUUGGAUCCAAGUCAAAACAACCAGGAUAAUUCAUCAUUACUAAUACCUUCUCUUGUUGCUGUUUAAAGAAAAAGAAACAGUGUUUAAUAUCCAAUAGUCCAAUUUGUAUGCAGUAAGCUGGGAUUUUGAUGUUAGAAAAUGACAUUUGAUGUAUAACUUACAUUUCAACUUAACAUAAACUUAAUAAACUUUUAUUUCAGAGAUAUGUGAUCUAGGCUUAAUUGUAAGAGUUUUUUUGGGAUUUUCUUAAUGUUUUUAGUCAUAUUCCAAGUACAUAUAACCACAUAUGUGUACUUACAAAAUCUCCAAAUAGGUUAGAAAAUUAUUCCAUUGGAAGCAAAACUUUGAAAUUAUUAGAAUUACUUAAACCAAAAUCUUUACAAGAUGAAGUUUCAUAGAAUUUCAGGUCUGCUUUCCAAGAUCUGUUUUCUAAAGUUUAUGAAUUAUGCAUGUGUUAGUGUUAGGAGAAUACUGGAUUUUCACACCCAACUUCAUUUACGUUAUAUUUUUUAUGUUUUCACACCCAACUUUAAAUCAGAAUUUUAUCCUCUUAGAUUUGCGAGUGGAAGCUAUUGAACUUUGUUAGACUAUCUGACAAGCAAACAACGUGACAGCAAAUGUCAAAAUUGCAUCGUUUAGCCAGCAGGCAUCACACUCCCAAUUCAGGGAGAAGAGUUAGUCUGGGACACAUCAGGGCACCCUCCUCUGCAUGCCCCAAAUUGGCUCUGGGUUUUAAGCCCAGACUUAAGUGGGCCCAGAGAGAAAAUAGAGAGUCCUUGAUCUAUAGUUGGCAUCAGAAUGUUAUCUUAUGAAGGGUUCUAGAGCUAGCUUGUAGAAAUAGGAGAGUGGGAGGUAACAACUCCUCCAAACAGAUUGCUAACAGCCUAUUCCGUGCUGUUUGCUAGAACAAGUCCUGCGUUUUGUUAACCGAGGCCAUAGGACAGUAUGGCCUGUUUUAUAAAGCAUUCUAAGUGGAGAGGAAAGGCAUCUGAAACUCACUAAAAUCUCUGAAAAAAAAAAGGUGUGUAUAAAACUAAGAAUGGAGUCUGUGCAACCGUAGAAACUGCCUUUUUUAA
Panthera uncia (snow leopard) is the source of this 3600-nucleotide messenger RNA. RefSeq names its product dynein axonemal intermediate chain 4 (gene DNAI4). Gene Ontology annotation, cellular component: axonemal dynein complex. The record is from RefSeq and is a predicted model, not a curated record. Gene Ontology annotation, molecular function: dynein light chain binding; dynein heavy chain binding. Lineage: Eukaryota; Metazoa; Chordata; Mammalia; Carnivora; Felidae. Gene Ontology annotation, biological process: cilium movement.